AUUCCUCAAUGGCAGCGGCUCCCACACCAUCCUGCAGCACCAGGGUGGGGGCCAGGCCCCAGCCAUCCACUCUCCCUAUGCAGGACGAGCCAUUUUCCAUCCAUCCAAUGGAUCCCUCCUGCUGGAGCAUGUCCAGGAGAGUGACGGUGGCACCUACAGAGUGACAGGAGGCAGGGAGAGCCUGGAAAUCCAGCUGGAAGUGCUCCAGCCUGUGUCCCACCCUCAGCUCUGGACCAGCAGCCUCCUGGCUGGGGCCACUGGCCAGGUUGUCUGUGAGGUGGCAGAGGGCAGAGUGGACUCCAUGACCUGGAAGAAGGAUGGACAGCCCCUUGCCCCAGACAGAGUGUCCCAGGUGUCCAGCAGCAGCAGUGCUCUGUACCUGAGGCCAGCCAAGAGGUCGGACUGUGGCUCCUAUUCCUGCAACGCCAGCAACGGGAUCAGCUGGCAAGAAACCUCCCUGGAGAUCACCAUUGAAGGUCUCACCUCCCACUGCUCCUCCUGCCCUCCACCCUUCCCUGCGGAUGCCUCCGUGGCCCCACCCCAUCCCUCAGCCUCCAUCCCCCGAUUCCCCUCAGGUGCUGCUGCCAGGAGCUGCCCCUCAUGGGAUGAUCAGCAGCAAUUCCCACCCUUUGAUCCCACUAAGGCACAGCCCUUGGCAGCAGACUGGGGAUUCCCUCUUGGGGCAGGUCCAAAACCGUGGCCCUUGGCCAAGGUGAUGCCAGGCAGGACAUGGGCAGGAGGGUGGCUGGGAAGCCCGUGGGGAGCACCCACCCCAGGCUGGACAUGGCAUGGAGUGGAUUUGGCCAGCAGCUGGUAAAUAAAUGGGAUCUGUCCUGGUGAUGGAGGAUCCCUGCGGCCAGCAGAGCCGGUGGGGCUGGUCCUGCUGCUGUCCUGGCUCCUGCCCCUCGGGGUCACUCUUUUCCAGGUCUCUCUGGUGUCUUGAAGCACACCCUGAGGAUGGCGGUGGUCGCUGUGGUCUUCGCUGUUAUCUCGGCGUGGGGGUUAAUUAUUCCUGUCUGCCAGUCCCAAAAACUCAGGAUAAGAGGGGAGCUCUGGAGGUGGCUCAGCUCCUACACCUGUGGGCUGGUGUGCAUCGCCUGCAUCCUGGAUGGCACCGCCGGCGUCCUCUGGAUGUGGGAGGAAGGCCCUUCUGUGGCUGUGAUACUGCCUGAGAUCACCCUGAGCUACCUCACUGUGGUCACCUUCCUGGUUGCCACCACCGUGAUUUUCCAGCCUUCAGAUUUCAGCCAUCUCAAGAGCAAAAAAGCACAGCGCACCAUGGGCUACGCCGCACCAGGGGCCGUGGUGGCCGUGGUGCUGAGCAGCUCCUUCCUCAUCAAGAGCAUCUACCACCGCCACGAAAGAGGAUGCACAGAGUUCAUGGAUGUGACCGUCCUGGUGGCCAGCACGGCGGCCGUGGUGGCCCUGCCCCUCCUUGCCAUCGGCCUCUGCUAUCAAAGGACCCAGGGCUGGCACAAAGACCAUGAUGGCUGUUGGAUGGACAAAGUCAGCUCCUUUGAGAUGUCUCAGCCGGGCACCAAGGACACCAUUCCCAGCUGAGAUCCAUGGGGGAAUCUCUCACCUGGCUAAGCCAGCCCACGCCUUCCCCCAGGUUUAGGGGGUUCAGAGGUUGCAGUUUUGGUUCCUCCAUGAUCCUCAUAAUAAA
Cinclus cinclus is the source of this 1666-nucleotide messenger RNA. RefSeq lists its product as uncharacterized. The record is from RefSeq and is a predicted model, not a curated record. The transcript is spliced from 8 exons. Bases 958 to 1560 code for a protein of 200 amino acids. NCBI's taxonomy places the organism in Eukaryota, Metazoa, Chordata, Aves, Passeriformes, Cinclidae.